This is a messenger RNA of Sturnus vulgaris (Common starling), 2251 nucleotides long. RefSeq names its product solute carrier family 66 member 3 (gene SLC66A3). NCBI's taxonomy places the organism in Eukaryota, Metazoa, Chordata, Aves, Passeriformes, Sturnidae. The record is from RefSeq and is a predicted model, not a curated record.
AUGGCGCCGGGGCCGCUGGACCUGGUGCACUUGACAACCUGGGCCGUGAGUGCCGUGAUCAAGCUGCCGCAGCUGGUGGCGGUUCUGAGGGCCGGCUCGGCGUGGGGACUCAGCGUGACCAGCCUCCUCCUGGAGCUGGCCGGCUUACUUGUGUUUCUGAGGUACCAGAUCUAUUAUGAUUACCCCCUGGAGACAUACCUGGAGUAUCCCAUCAUCAUUGCACAAGAUGCCAUUCUCCUUUACUGUAUUAUGCAUUUCAGUGGAAAAGCAAAACGAGCUUUGUUCUAUACAGUCGUAUUUUGGGGGGUCUGGUACAUGCUAACACUGCAGAAGUGGAUAAUAGACCUGGCCAUGAAUCUGUGCACGCUCGUCAGUGCAGCCAGUAAGCUGGUUCAGCUGCAGCACCUCUGGCAGACCAAAGAUUCCGGACAAGCGAGUGCCCUGACCUGGGGCAUGGGUGCAUACACCUGUGCAACAAGAAUUAUUACAACUGUAAUGACUACGAAUGAUCUCGCAGUUCUCAUCCGUUUCAUAACCAUGCUCAUUCUCAAUAUUUGGGUCACAGCCACAAUCCUGCACUACAGGAAGACUAAAAAGACUGAUUAGAAGACACUCAUCAGCACACAUACCAUUACCAUGAAAAAAAUUCAAUUAAGCCUAAAGAAUUUAAGAAUUCCUUAAAGACUGAGGAAGCUCUCUUUCUCUAGUAUUUACCCUUUAGCAUACUUAUAGUAUUUACAGACUUACAGUAUAGCACAUUCAUGCUUACUUUAUUUUAGAAAUAAUUCUGAUAAGAUACUUAAUUUAAGCAGCAAAUUUUUAUUGGUCAUUUCAGACAAGUUUCACUGAUAUCACAUUUUCUCUGGAUGUUCUUUACUACAAUGUAUUUCAUAAUUAGGUGUAUAUAUAUUCUGGUGUCACUUCAGUACUUUCUGGUUACAUAUAAGCAAUGUUCUUCAGUUAUACAUGAUCAGUUUUGCACCAACACACUGACUCAUCCUUCUGCUGCAAGACUGAAAAACCACAACAAAUGUUUGUCUUCUUGCAAGCAAGUCAAUUAGUUCAACAUUAACUGUCUGUAUUUUAGGAUGAAGAAAAUCUGAGUCAAGGCCCAAUCCAGAAUAAGGUUCUAAAUGUCUUUUACUAAAUCACAAAUCCAGUUGGGAUUGUAGCACUUACAUGCAACACUUAAAUAGUACAAUUUAUACAGCUGAUACAGGAUACCCAUAGUCACUUUCUUCAGUAUACCCAGCUUUUAUCAGACAAGAGCAAAAAGAGCAAAAACUCAACUAUGAAUUCUUUUUCAACCUGAGCUCUCAUUCACUGAACAUACUGUUUUGGGAACAGCAGAGACUAGAAUAUAUGGGAAUAAUGAAACUGUGACCAACAGUUAAAAAUGCUGUUCAAGCAGUAGUUCCUGGAACAAUAUCCAGGAUUCCAUACUGACAGUGACAUGUGCACCUUGAUGCAUCUCAGCAGACUGAUCUCCCAUGGUUGUCAAGUUUUGGUGAUACUGCUCUGUGGUUCAUGAGUUUUUGGCCUGUCAGUGCUGUGUGUUGAAGAACAGAGACUUCACUUUUACUUCAGAAAUUCGAAUUAAUUUGUAGUACUUCAAGUAAAAAGGGGGAAAGGAUAGUCUCGACAACUAUUAACAGAGGAUUUUGGAAGUACUGCCUUCACAACCAAAAGUUACAUUAGUAAUCAUAUAGCUUGCCUUCAUUUCUCAUUACAUUCCCCAAAAUUAAAAGACACAUUUCAGAAGAGUUCUUCUUACAGUAUUCUGUUGAUUGGCAUGUAAAAACCAAGGCACCCUUGAAAACUAUGGGAAGACUGCACUGACUACAUUUGAGGCAGGUUUUCUUCACAACAUUCUAAAUUGUGUAACUGCUGUGGAGCAAAGGGAUCUGCAAAAGCAGAUGUUUCUGCCAGCGAGCAUGCAGAAAUUGGAGCAGGGCCUUCACCAUCAGAAAACAGCUGCUUCGUUCUCUAAAUUUUAGUGGGAAGGGGGCAGGGAAGAGAUGUGUCUUUGGGCACUGAUUUCAUGUAUCCCACAUUAAUGCAAGCAAUUCAAAGAUGACCUUUUUUUAUUGCUUCAAUAAAAUGUAUAAAUCUAUCUAUGUUGGUUGAAAGAUUAAUUGUAAACCUUCUGAUUUUACUAAAGCUGUGUAAAGUAUCUGAAGUGGUCUAAAUGGUGGCAGGAGGCAUGUGAUACAUUUUCCAGGUGAUAUUAAUAAAUGUUCUUCUUCAAUAU